CUUCGAUGUUCGGUUCACCGCGGCGGCUUCAGCCGGAUUUUUGAAUGAUCCCAUGGCCAGAGGACUUCCUCAGAAAGCUGGAUUGUUAUUAACCCGGGACAUUGGCUUUGGCUUCCCCUAACGCUCGAGCCCAUUUCUUUAAGCACCUGCCGUAAUUCCAUGGGGGAAUGACUUGUCCGUCGCGUAGGCGCCCGUGAUGGAAGGCCAGGGAGUAAUCACCAGGUUUGCUUAAUUUUUAUGCACAGGAUGCCCUAGUAUACGAGAAGGAAGCUCCUAGACUAGCUGGCCGGCUUUGUCAGCGUAUCAAACGCUCUGGCAUCGACUACAAGGCUCAAGUAGAGACGCAAGAAUCCGACCAUGGUGGCUUCCGCUCUCAUAAAUCCGUGGUACCGAAUUUAGACAGUGGCCGCUUCCUACGUAAGCCCAGGAAGCAUGGAGUUCAACACAAUGGUCAUUUCUAUGAUCUGGACGUCUGAUCAGGACUUCUGAUCUGCAUUCGCAACAGGCUUACGGGCGUCUUGGAGCAUUCACACUACAGUUCUGUCGGCUCUGGCAUGAUUGAAGAGCAUCACAGAUGACAUUCACCAAUUCAUGAACGGCAGGAUCUCAGGCGCUGCUGCGGGACGGCGAUGGUGUAUAUGAGCGAGCCGUCCAGCUCAGCGUCAAACACCUCGACGUUGGCCAGCUUGUGGAUAGGAUGACGGAGCAGGACGAUGGCCAGCGUGGAACAGAUGAAGUGAUGCAUCUGCUUCCGAAAGUGGAUCACACUAGUCAAGAGCUAGGAUAUUGAUGGACAGCCGCUACCGCUACCCGGCUAUCGCGAUGCUCUUUUCGCCUGGCGCGCAGAAAACUUUUGCGGGGACCAUGCUGCCGGAGCGAAGCGUCAACAGAUGGGACAGGCGCCGAGCAGAAAUUUCUCCGCCCCAGUGCGGACGCGGCUCGCGAUGGCGUUCGUAGCUGCUGUCCAGCUCUGAGAGGGAAGACAGGAACAACGAGGUGAAAAGGGCCAGAAAGAAAAAAGAAGGACGGGACAAGGCGAGUUUGAGCCAAUCCACGGUCCACGUUGUAUUGGGGGAAAAGGGAAAAGACCAGCCGAAACCGACAUUGCCCGAAGGCGAGCGCGGCGUUAAGGCGACGCAAAGUCCCUGUCGCUUUGCCUGCGCUGGCCCCGUUUCCCGGCCAGUUCCUCGCCCAAAAAAGAUUCAAAUUUGAUGCUUCCGAGCGCCGUCUGAACACCUACAAACAAAUCCUCCUCCACCUUCGUUGCAAGUCCACUGCAUCGCUUCAUCCGCCUCCCAUCUCCUCUCUGUCCCUUCCGCCGUCCUUGUCGCAUCCAUUGGCACAAUGUCCGGCACCGCAACCGCCCUCAAGCAGACCAUCGAGGCCAAGGAGCCGCAGAAGCUGUCCGGCCUUGCGCUGUACUCCAGAUUCGCCUUCGCUGGUGCAGUCUGCUGCGCAGUCACCCACGGUGCCCUCACUCCAGUUGACGUCGUCAAGACAAGAAUACAGCUCGACCCCGUCACAUACAACAGCGGUCUCAUCGGCGGCUUCCGCAAGGUCAUCGCCAAUGAAGGUGUCGGCGCCAUCUGGACCGGCGUUGGCCCGACCUUCGCCGGCUACUUCCUGCAGGGUGCUUUCAAGUUCGGCGGCUACGAAUUUUUCAAGCAGCAGUGCAUCAACCAGCUCGGCUACGAGACGGCCUCCAACAACCGCACUGCCGUCUACCUCGCAUCGUCCGCCACCGCCGAGUUCUUCGCUGACAUCGCCCUGUGCCCGCUCGAGGCUACCCGUAUCCGUCUCGUGUCCCAGCCAGACUUCGCUAACGGCCUGAUCGGUGGCUUCAGCAAGAUCCUGAAGAACGAGGGUAUCGGUGCUUUCUACAGCGGUUUCGGCCCCAUCCUCUUCAAACAGGUUCCAUACACCAUGGCUAAGUUCGUCGUCUACGAGAAGGUCGCCGAGGCUGCCUGGAAGGUCUUCGACAAGAACACGGCUUCAGGCGGUUUCCAGACUACUGUCAACUUGGGCUCUGGUCUGAUCGCCGGUUUCGCCGCCGCCAUCGUCUCUCAGCCGGCCGACACCAUGCUCUCGAAGAUCAACAAGACCAAGGGUCUUCCAGGUGAAGGCACCACCACCCGUCUCAUCAAGAUCGCCAAGGAACUUGGCUUCCGCGGCUCAUAUGCUGGUAUUGGCGCUCGUCUGUUCAUGGUUGGUACUCUCACUGCUGGUCAGUUCGCCAUCUACGGCGACAUCAAGAAGGCUCUCGGUGCCGUUGGUGGCGUCGAAAUCGCAGCUUCGAAAUAGACACCCUGCAUUGACACACGAGGAGAAUGGGAAAAGAACAGGAGGUGGUUGUAGCAUUUUAACGAGUGGACCUGGGUAGAUUCCUACUUUUCUAGACCAUUAGACGCAGCGAUAUGGCCUCUAGAAGCAAGCCUCCCCCCGUGGAUUGAAGAGCAGACCUUUUUUUUGCAUAAGAGCCUUACCUACGGGAAAGGCACCGUUGCAAAAGCUAAUAGACGGCAUGAAGUACCUCGCUUUUUUUUUACUCUCUUGCUUUGACUAGGUAUACAUGGGCGCGCGUGAGAUGUAUUAUAGGGUUUUUUGUCUUCUUUUUUUAGUUGUCUGUCUGCAACACUAAAAGAAAUGGCGGUAGUUGACAGUCUUAGAAAAGGCAAUUGUCCCUCUCUCUCUCUCUCUCUCUCUCUCUGUCUCCUCUCAUGCUUUGUCUUAUCACGUACUGUCUCCAGGCCAGCUACUCAAGUCAUGCUCAUCGAUCACAAUACAGAAACACUUCAAGCGCCCUUCGACCUACUGG
Verruconis gallopava is the source of this 2815-nucleotide messenger RNA. RefSeq lists its product as uncharacterized. The transcript has 4 exons. Gene Ontology annotation, cellular component: mitochondrial inner membrane. Gene Ontology annotation, biological process: mitochondrial phosphate ion transmembrane transport. Gene Ontology annotation, molecular function: phosphate transmembrane transporter activity. NCBI's taxonomy places the organism in Eukaryota, Fungi, Ascomycota, Dothideomycetes, Venturiales, Sympoventuriaceae. The record is from RefSeq and is a predicted model, not a curated record. The coding region runs from base 1345 to 2301 and encodes 318 amino acids.